AUGAAAGAAGCAUCGCAAGGACUUCACACGCAGCUUGCCGAUUUGGCCUAUCAAGCAGAACAUGUAAUUGACUUGGUUUUGGGAGAUGAAAAGACAGUGGUGCAACACUCCCUUUGGCUUUUUCAUCUAGCAAAAUCAAUUAGGCGUAUCAAAAUGCAGCUUGCAGAUAUAGACGGUAACAGCGCAUGCAGUGAUGGAGUUGACAAUUCCCCCAAAGGGUUCAUCCCUAAUAUGUCAUACAUCCCUUCCACCAGUAUUGAUGAAGUUAUGGUUGGCCUCAAAGAUCAGAAAGAAGAAAUAAUUUGCUUACUUACUAGAGGCUCCCAUCAGCGAGAUAUUAUCUCUAUCGUUGGAAUGCCAGGUAUUGGGAAAACCACUUUCGCCGAUAACGUGGUAAAGAGUCCAAGUGUCAUGUAUCACUUCCCUAUUCGUGCAAGGUGUUGCGUGUCUCAAACAUACAAAAAGAGAGAUUUGUUGCUUGAUGUUUUAAGCCACAUUAUAACUGUUGAGAGCAACACAUAUGCAAUGAGUGAUUCAGAUUUGGAGCAGCUCUUGUAUAGAAAAUUGAAGGGCCAAAGGUACCUCAUAAUUAUGGACGACAUGUGGAGCACUAAAGCUUGGGAUGAUUUGAAGCUCUCAUUUCCUGAUGACAAGAAUGGCAGUAGAAUUUUGAUAACAAGCCGUCUCCGGGAUGUGGUUUCGAGAAUCAGCCAUCCUUAUCCUCUUCCUGCACUCUCCAAGGAAGAAAGUUGGGAGUUUUUGAAGUUAAAACUAUUUGGGAAAGAAGAGUGUCCUCAGGAACUUGUGGAAAUUGGACAGCAAAUUGCUGAAAGCUGCCAUGGAUUACCCCUUGCAAUAGGUGCGAUAGCUGGUUUUCUUGAUAGGAACUGUGGGAAGAGCAAAGACUUGUGGAAGCAAACUGCUGAAAGCGUAAGCUCAACGAUCAUUAAUGAUCCUGAAACUAAGUGCAAGAAAAUAUUAGAACUGAGUUAUGAUCACUUACCAGAUUUUCUGAAAGCCUGCUUGCUAUAUAUUGGAGCAUUUCCAGAGGACAAGGACGUUCCAGUUUGGAGAUUACAGUGGUUAUGGAUCGCUGAAGGCUUUGUUUGUGAACCAGAAUCUGGAGAUUUAGAAGAUGUUGCUGAGAAAUACCUGAUGGAUCUAACUGGUAGAAGCCUGGUAAUAGUAGCCAAGAGAGGAUCAAAUGGCAAGGUCAAAGCAUGCCGAGUUCACGAUUUAGUACAUGAUUUGUGCUUGUUGAAAGCUGAAGAAGAAAGAUUCUUGCUUCCUAUAUCUGCUAAUGAUAAACCCUAUUCUUCAUUUGAGGCCUUGGAUUAUGGUGUUCUAUAUGAGCAUUUCAACACCUCCAAUUCCAUAUCAUACGAACAGUAUCGGUUGUCCUUCUGUGUGGACCGAGAACAGUUUGUUUUGUCAAGGCCUUGUGGCCCCUUUGUCCGAUCUCUGAUAUUCUCUGCAGCCACUGAUAUGUCUCCAAGUUGCUCUUACGAUGUCUCCUUCAUUUCGAGCAACUUCGAACGUCUUAGAGUGUUGGAUUUGGAACACAUCAACAUGGGUAGUUCAUUCAUAAAUGGAAUAGAACUGCUCAUUGAUUUGAAGUACUUAGCGAUUUGUGGUGAUAUAGAGUCUAUUCCACCAUCUUUGUCCAAGCUACAGAAUCUGGAAAUUCUGUUGGUGAAGGGUUUGAAGAAGAAAGUCGCGCUACCAGAUACCAUUUGGAGAAUGGAAAAGCUCAGGCAUGUUCAUGUAAGUAAUCAUGCUAUCUUUACUUUGCCUAAUGCUGAGAAGGGAAAGUCGUCCUUUCAGUUGAAUAGGUUGGUAACACUUUCUUUGCCUUACUUUUCACUGGGGGAGAAAACGAAUGAGACGAUCAUCAAGUUCCUCAAUCUUAGAAGACUGAAAUGUGUGUUUUCUGAACCAAGAGAUUUUUCCGAGAACUUCUGCUGGGCUUCUGAGUUAAAAUCUCUGAGCCAGUUGCAGGCACUGAAGAUAUCAUACUAUGGAAAGGGUCUCAACAGUGAUGAAUGGAACUUGCCAUCUGGUUUGAAAGAGUUAACUCUUUCAAAAUUCCGUCUGUCCCGGGAUCAUCUCUCCGAAAUAGGGAGGUUACAGAAUCUGGAGGUCCUCAAACUGAUUUCUUGUGCCUUUGAGGAGCCCAGUUGGGAGAUGUCAGAAGGGGAGUUCCCCAGUCUUAAGUUCUUGGAGUUGAAGAACCUAAACAUUAUUCACUGGGAUGCUUCCAGUGAUCACUUGCCUCAACUGCAGCAGCUCGUGUUGCGGAACUGCCAACAACUGGAUGAAGUUCCUUUAGACUUGGUCAGUAUUCCCACAUUGACGAGAAUUGAAAUUCAGUCAUGUGGAGAUUCUGUUGAAGCGUCUGUUAGAGAAAUCGAGGAGCAAGGAAUCGAGGGGAUCAACAUUGUUAUUCAUAAUUCACAUUUUGGAUGA
Messenger RNA from Oldenlandia corymbosa var. corymbosa, 2466 nucleotides. The record is from the annotation of a GenBank genome assembly. NCBI's taxonomy places the organism in Eukaryota, Viridiplantae, Streptophyta, Magnoliopsida, Gentianales, Rubiaceae.